AUGCUAAAGCAAAACCCUAUUUUAAGUUUAUUCUAAGAUAAAAGUGAUAUUCAUCAUUUUUUUAAACAAUAUAGAUAAUAAAAUAGAGAAUUGAAUUAUGAGACAAUAAAAAGAAAAGAUUUUCAUUCUUAAAAUAGAAUGAGAAAGUUAGUAAUUGAAUGUGGAAAUAAAUGUGAAAUAAAAAAUAAAUUUAAACUUAAUGGUGAAGAAUAAUGGAAAUAAAUAAAAUUCUUGCAGAUUAGAAAUUGUUAGGUGGUAUAAUUAAAUAUACCUAUAACAAUUAAUUAAAAACCGAAUUUUAAAUAUAGAUCUUUAUCAUUAUAAUAAAAUAAAAAAAAGGAUUAAUUACCUUUGAUUGGAUGGACAAGAAAAAAUACAGAAUGUUCCCAACAAUUAUGAUUAUUACACAUAGUAUGCUGUUAUAAUAAAAUGAGUUUUUCUUGAUUGAUUUUUUCAUUUUCAAACUGAAUAACAC
This is a messenger RNA of Paramecium sonneborni, 475 nucleotides long. Lineage: Eukaryota; Ciliophora; Oligohymenophorea; Peniculida; Parameciidae. The record is from the annotation of a GenBank genome assembly.